Messenger RNA from Sus scrofa (pig), 16211 nucleotides. RefSeq names its product guanylate cyclase 1 soluble subunit alpha 2 (gene GUCY1A2). Gene Ontology annotation, biological process: response to oxygen levels; cGMP biosynthetic process. The record is from RefSeq and is a predicted model, not a curated record. Gene Ontology annotation, cellular component: guanylate cyclase complex, soluble. Gene Ontology annotation, molecular function: guanylate cyclase activity; heme binding. NCBI's taxonomy places the organism in Eukaryota, Metazoa, Chordata, Mammalia, Artiodactyla, Suidae.
GUAAGAAAGGGGGCGAGAUAGGCGCGCAGGCGGCAGAAGCCUUUGCCUCCGCGACCGCGCGGGCCGCAGCCUCCGCGCCCCGCCGCCCGCGGUCACAUACUCGGAGGCUUCCCGCGGGCGGGAGAGAGUCCACAGCGAUGCGCCCAGGCCGGCGGUGAGGCGGCGGCGCGGGAGCAGCAGCAGCAGCAGCGGCGGUGACCGCGGCCGAACCCAGACCCCAAGGUGCCGCGGCGCCCCAAGUUCCCGCCAUGAACAGUCGGCUCUGGAUGCUCCACGGCUCUGGGAACUCCCGCCCGGCGGAGCACGACCACAACGCCUCGCGGCCCCGACACUCCUAACGCCGCCCCUCGCGGGUCCCGCGGCCGCCGCCUCCCGCGUCCCCGCCGCCUCCUUUUCGGCCGGCGCAGCGCCACCAGCAGCAUGUCUCGAAGGAAGAUUUCGUCCGAGUCCUUCAGCUCCCUGGGCUCUGACUACCUGGAGACCAGCCCGGAAGAGGAGGGGGAGUGCCCCUUGUCUAGGCUCUGCUGGAACGGCAGCCGCAGCCCGCCAGGGCCUCUGGAGCCCAGCGCGGCGGCUGCCGCCGCCCCGGCCCCGGCAUCCUCCACCAUUGCCGCUGCCGCUGCCGCUGCCACCGCCGCCAGCUCCACGGCAGGGGCUAGGAGAACGCAGCGCCGGAGGCGGGUCAACCUGGACUCGCUGGGUGAGAGCAUCAGCCGCCUGACGGCGCCCUCGCCCCAGAUGAUACAGCAGACUCUUAAGAGGACAUUGCAGUAUUAUGAGCACCAAGUUACUGGUUAUAGGGAUGCAGAAAAGAAUUUCUACAAUAUCUCUAACAGAUGCUCCUAUGCAGACCAUUCCAACAAAGAGGACAUUGAAGAGGUCUUGGGAAUUCUUCAGUGUACUGCUAAUGUACUCGGUUUGAAGUUUGAGGAAAUUCAAGAAAGAUUUGGUGAGGAGUUCUUUAAUAUAUGCUUCGAUGAGAAUGAAAGAGUUCUUCGAGCUGUAGGUGGCACGUUGCAGGACUUUUUUAAUGGCUUUGAUGCUUUAUUGGAACACAUUAGAACUUCUUUUGGAAAACAGGCCACUCUGGAGUCUCCGUCAUUCCUAUGCAAAGAGCUCCCUGAAGGUACUCUUAUGCUUCACUACUUCCACCCUCACCAUAUUGUGGGAUUUGCAAUGCUUGGGAUGAUUAAAGCUGCAGGAAAGAAGAUCUAUCGGCUGGAUGUAGAAGUUGAUCAGGUUGCAAAUGAGAAACUGUGCUCAGAUGGUUCAAACCCAGGCAACUGUAGCUGUCUUUCUUUCCUUAUCAAACAAUGUGAAAAUACUAAUAUCACGAAGAACCUUCCACAGGGAACCUCCCAAGUUCCUGCAGACCUGAGAAUUAGCAUCAACACCUUCUGCAGAGCCUUCCCUUUCCACUUGAUGUUUGACCCCCACAUGUCAGUCCUUCAGCUGGGAGAAGGACUAAGGAAACAGCUCCGAUGUGACACUCACAAAGUGCUUAUGUUUGAGGACUGCUUCGAGAUCGUUUCUCCAAAGAUUAAUGCCACCUUUGAAAGGGUCCUGCUGCGACUGUCUACUCCGUUUGUGAUCAGGACCAAGCCUGAGGCUUCUGGCACUGAGAAUAAAGAAAAGGUGAUGGAAGUGAAAGGACAAAUGAUCCAUGUCCCAGAAUCAAAUUCCAUUUUGUUCUUGGGUUCUCCAUGUGUGGACAAGUUGGAUGAACUUAUGGGACGAGGACUGCAUCUCUCGGACAUCCCUAUCCAUGAUGCGACCCGAGAUGUCAUUUUGGUUGGCGAGCAAGCAAAGGCUCAGGAUGGCUUGAAGAAGAGAAUGGAUAAAUUAAAAGCAACUUUGGAAAGAACUCACCAGGCCCUAGAAGAAGAGAAAAAAAAGACAGUGGAUCUUCUAUAUUCUAUUUUCCCUGGUGAUGUAGCCCAGCAGUUGUGGCAAGGCCAGCAAGUGCAGGCCAGAAAGUUUGAUGAUGUCACCAUGCUCUUUUCAGACAUUGUUGGCUUCACAGCCAUAUGUGCCCAGUGUACCCCCAUGCAGGUGAUCAGCAUGCUGAAUGAACUGUACACAAGAUUUGACCACCAAUGUGGAUUUUUGGAUAUUUAUAAGGUGGAAACAAUAGGUGAUGCAUACUGUGUUGCUGCAGGGCUCCACAGAAAAAGCCUUUGCCAUGCUAAACCCAUUGCUCUGAUGGCCCUGAAGAUGAUGGAACUUUCAGAAGAGGUGCUGACACCUGAUGGAAGACCAAUUCAGAUGAGGAUAGGCAUUCACUCGGGCUCUGUGCUGGCUGGAGUUGUUGGAGUGAGAAUGCCACGAUACUGCUUGUUUGGAAAUAAUGUCACUCUGGCAAGCAAAUUUGAAUCGGGAAGUCACCCUCGACGCAUCAAUGUCAGCCCAACCACUUACCAGUUAUUAAAACGAGAAGAAAGUUUCACAUUUAUUCCUCGAUCCCGUGAAGAGCUUCCAGACAACUUUCCAAAGGAAAUCCCUGGGAUCUGCUAUUUCCUGGAGGUAAGAACUGGUCCUAAGCAGCCAAAACCUUCUCUUUCUUCUUCAAGAAUAAAAAAGGUUUCCUACAACAUUGGCACCAUGUUCCUCCGGGAGACAAGCCUCUGAGACUUGCUGCAGAUCAAAGACUCCUCCAAAAAGCACAAGCCCAGAACAUGGGUCAUGACAGGAAAAUGGAGAGAUUGUUUUUCUUUCACUGCUUUGUUGAGAACAAGCUGUGGAAUUUCUGUUAUGUCAGGCAAUAAUCCUAGGAAAAGGUGGAUGAUGACUGUCAAUAAAAAAACUGGAGGACAGGGGGAAAUAAGAUGUGUCCAUUCUUAUGAAUGUUUUUGGAUGACGAGUACAGGCAUCUUUCAAAACUAAUCAAUAAAUAGGUUCCAUGUCUUCUUGUUUGUCACAUGUAAAGGUAUCUUUAUCUAUAUAUUUGUAUCACUUUUGAGAGUCAGUUUUGAUUAUAUAUUCCUACAUUUAGUGCGUUGGUAUGAGAGGAAUAUUUUCUAAUUUUGUUUUUUCUGAACAGACAUUUCAUACAUGUAUCAUGGCAGUGUGGUAAACUUCCCAGCAGGAAAAAACUGUAAUUCAGCAAAAUAUUUUAGGGAUAUUACCUAUUUUUAUACAUAUCUCUUCUAGAUAACUACAUUUCACACGGCAUUAUUAGAUUUUCAGAAUCUGCUACUGUGUAUUUGGUAUACUAUGUAACUCUAACCUGUUAGUUGAAUAUAGUUUCACUAAUUAAGAGAGAUUAGUGCUUGGACUGAAAAUACAUAUAACCUAGGAUUUCAGAUGCUGGAAAAGCAUUGUAUAUCUGCUUAGUAAAUAUAUCUUUUAGAUUUGGUUAAUGUAGCAUAGAAUCCAGAUGAAAUCAGAUUUCCUAAUAGCAAUAUACAUAUCUGUAACCAAAAUUAAAGGUUUUUCUGUCAUCUUCUAACAAGUAUCAAUGAAAAUAAAAUGCUUUGCUACCUUAGAAACUUUUCAAUUUAGCACUUCUAAAUAUAAAUAGUUUUUACAAUGUACUAAACUGCGUUCUAAUUAAUAGCAUCCUACUAAAUAACAAGGUAGUCCACCCUCCUCCCCUGCCCCUCAUCUUCCUCAAUGAAUGCUUCCUAAGUGCAAACUGCCACACUUAGGAACAAAUUCCUAGAUACUGGCAUUAGUGAGAAAGAGGUGUAGGAUAUUUUGCAGAGAGUGUUGUUUCUUCUUACAUAAUAAAAGGAAGGAAAAAUACUAUAUUUUAUGGCUUUGAGAUUAAAAACAAAUGUUCUUCUGCAGUUUGUUUGAUGUGACUUUUUAAUUAGUGAAUCACCUUCAUUAACUAACUAACUUUCAGAACUAGUAAUCACCAUAGUUACAGAUAGGUUUCCAUUGCAUGUUCUAGAAAGUAGGCCUGUUCUCGUAAUUAACAGUGCAUGAAAAUAUUACAGACUCACCCUGAAAUUAGGAGCACAGUGUGUCUAGAGUUUUCCUGUAUUGGACCAGAUAUAAACCUGUUUCAUUUAUUUCCUUGAAAUCUUGGGGUGGCCAUUUUCUUACUCCAUUAAGUAUACUCAUUGGUCGCUUAUGUCUACUGAGUACAAUAUAUUUCUUUUUCUGAUUAGAAAUUUUUGCUGCAUUAUCAUUUAGUUAUGACGUAACUCAGCUAAUGAGCAUAAUAACUAGUUUCAAAUGGUGUCUGUGAGGAUUAUUAAUGUUUUUCAUGCUCUAAGUGUGUAGCUAGAAAAAAUUUUAGAUACGGAAAUUAUUGUUAUAAUGAUGAUCAUUUUUUAUGAUUGUUGAACUCUGUUCUCUUCCUGGGGCACAAGAGCAACACUCUUCAUGUGGAGACAGGACCUGGACCCUGAGCUCUCUGAAUCCUUGCCCAUCCUUUUUUCCCUGGGUAUAGGUAUCUGUUUUUAACAACAUGUGGGCAAGAAGGCAAGGGUAUUUACAGGAGGCUGUGUAGGCUGAAGACAAGUUGCUUUCAUGGGAAUGAUUACUUACAAAAGAAUUGCUUUAGAGGACUGAGUGAUUUAACUCACUUCCUUCAUAGGGAACAGAGGGCAACUUUACAGUUAGUGUGGAAAGAACAGGGUCUUGGAGCACUUCCUUCGUCCUGCUGAGAGUAGGAAAUACCUUAGCUGUGCUGAUGGGCUUCUUAUAGCACAGGAGCAUGGGGAGAGAACCAAGCUCACUGAAGUCAUUUAUGCUUGUUCUGCACAGUAAUUUAAAGCUUAUUAUAGUAAACCAUAAAUGUUUUGGUGGUAAACAGUGUAUUUGUAAUCUUGAGAUUGAAAGGGACUUCUAGGAAUCAUCCAAUCUAUUUCUCUGCUUUUGUAAAAAUUUGUCUAAGUACCUCUUCUAAGUGUAUGGUUAUUCUCUUUAUACUUAAAAAUACCUGUGGGAAGGAUAUUUUAAAAUCAUCCUUGAAAAUCCUGUUCAUUAUUUAGUACUUGGUGAUAUGACCUUGGAUAAGAAUUGUAUAUACAUUAAAUUUAUCAGAAGAAUAACAAAUCGUUUUUGAGUUUAUAUGGUUUUACCUAGAGAAGAAUAGCCGUUUAUGUUGUCACAAAUAUCACAAUGAAAAAUAUACCAGAGAUUUAACUAUCAUAGACAGGAUAUAAAUUACAUUUUUCAUACAAUAUAAUCUAAAUUGUAUCUUUGAAACUAUAGUCUGAGGCAAUGGUCUGAUCUAUUAUCGGUUUGCCAAACUAGUAUAGUUGAUUAUUAUAGCUACACUUUCCUAUAUGUAUUUGCAAAAUACUGUAUAAAAUGACAGUUCAUUCUAGCUGUAAUCCUCAAAUGCAAAAGCUGUGAAAAAGCAUUACACUUUUAUUUUUCCUAUAGAGUAUUGUACAUGUAUCUUCCAUCAGGAAUUAUGAUCGUAAUAAAGGGUGGCAGGUGGUGUUUCAUUUGACUAAUACAGUAUUCUUACAUAUAAACUAUUACAUACAUUAUGAUUUUAGUGUGACAGAUUAAAAGAAACUUAAAUGGAUGUCCCUUUUGAAAUCAAAUGAUAUUAAAUUCGGGAAAUGGUUUUAAUCCAUUGAAAAGCAAUAUUUAAGAUAUAAUAAAGCAUCUAUAGUUCCUCUGUUUUAGUAUUCUUUCAAGUAACUGAUUUGAAGUAGUUACUUUAUGACUAACCAUCAGUAUUGAUGCUUCAUAUUGGCAUCAGUAUCAUUUUGAUGGAAAGAAUGUCAUUGUCUACAAAUAAAUCAGUUAUCUAACAAAAUCAGAAACUCCCAUAUGUACCACAAAUCUACUGCACAAUAUAUGUUUUAUGAACUUUAACAAAUAGGGAACACUAGCCAUAAUAAAAAGAAUAAUACUCAAUGUCUGAACACAAAUAACUGGAUUUCUUGGCGGUAUAUUAUUUAGUGGAGAAGGGAAGAAGAUAUAUCUCCUAGGUAACAGUUUGGUCCAACUGUCUAAAACCUGCCUCAAAAUUCAUAUUUUCUCUAAUAUUUCAAAUUAAUUUUGAUUUCCCUUUUAAUGCCUGAUUAUGUGUGGAAUCCCUUGACCUAUGUGUGGCCUAUUCUGACUCUGAGAUAGGCACUGAUGCCUGAGACCUGAGAGUGGGUCUGUGGAUUCAGCAUUUCAAAUAUGAACUCUCUUGCUCUCACACUGUUCUUGUCCAUUGACAACAGUAUUGGGAACAUAGGGUUUUAUUGUGAAAGUGCAAAAUUAUGUGCCUGUCCAGGAAAAACAGAGAGAAACAGAAUAACUUAAGCAAACUUCAAUCACAAGUGCAGGAAGUCUUUUAAUUUGGCAAAUUCCUCCAAAGAGUUAUAGCAAUAAAGCAAAAUUAAAUUGAUUCAAAAGGCAAAGUCACAGAAAAUUUGGAAAACCACUAGGCUGUUUUCUUCCACAGAAUCAUAUUGCUACCAGUUGAAAUGGUAUGUUAGAGGUUGUGCAAUAUGAAGACGAAGUUAAAGAUUAUGACCAUCAAUAAAUGUAGUUAUGUAUCGAAGGCUCCCUGGGUUCCUGACCUGCUGAAGGCAGGUUUGUGGAUCAUCAGAGCAGAGAGUAAAACUUCUACAUGUAGGUUCCUGUCAUGUCAUGCAUUUUAAGCAUAACUUAACCCAUGCCCAGACCCUCUCUUACUCCAUGCUAUCACUGGAAACUAUCUCACCCUUUUAGGUUUGGCUCCAUCAAACAUCAUCCUCUUUGUACCUCUGAACCUGACAUGGCCAUAGAAAGUUUCUGAUGCUUAUUUCAGGCAGAUUGGAAAACCCACCUAACUCGAACCCCAAGUAACAAUGCACUUCUGAAGUGAACUAACCAUCCUCACUUGUGUUGGGGCAUUCUUACAUGUGCAGCUCUUCUUUCUCUCUUUGCUCUCUUCAAAAUACAGUUUGACUCUGAGCACUUGGUACAACUUCACUAAAUAAUGAAAAAAGAAUGUUCUGUUCAGAGUGAGUUACAUAUGGCUCUCAAUACUGUCUGGGUGACACCAGAUGCUUUUCAGCCAACAAUAGUAGAAACUCAAGUCCAAGUACAAAGCCCCACAUUGUAGCCUGGGUAUUUCUAUUAUUAGACUAUAGAUCUUCAGCUACAAAAAUUAUGUCAUUUCAGAGGCUUCUUUAAGCAUAUCUUAUUAGAUACAACCUGGAAAACAAUAUUGCAUGAGAGACUGAAUUAUUAAAGUUUAACAUAUUAUAGUCUGAAUGAUGAUUAUGGGUAGCUCUUGAUAUGAAUACACUUAAUUUAUAGUCAGCUGAUUUAACAUACACAUAAACUGUGUUAACAUGAUUGAACAAAUUUUAUUAAUUUGAUCCAGCUGUGGACUCAUUUCAGAAUCCUCAUGGUGGUGAAUAAAGAACAGAUACUGAUAAUAUUCACAGAUUAACAUAAAUCUUGGCAGAAUGUUGAGAUAGUGUGUAAAAUUCCUUCCUCACACUUGAUUCAAACAAUUGACACCUAAGUAUUAUCGUCCUGCCACCUUUCUGUUUCCUUUGUUCCUUUGUUCCUUCUUACUUUCAUAAAAAAGUCACUGAUGCCUUUAUAAUAUAGGGAAGUAUCACAGUUAACAUUUUGUUGUAGACUAGCUUUAUAAAGCAAUGCAUAUUCAGUGUGUGCGUGUGUUGAAUGUGGAUUUUACAUGAUUAAAAGGACUUGGGAUGUAGAGAAGUAAAGUUUGUGUCUUUUUUUCUAUUGUGUUGUGACCAGCUUUAGUCAAGUGCCUCAUUGCCAAUCCCACCUUUAUUAAGAAAUGAUCCUGUUCAGUGGUUCAACUCAUCAGCUUGGCAGUAUCUGACUGCCUUCAUAAGAAUUACUUAGGAAGCUGUUAGGGAUACAAGUUACUAUUCAGUAGGCCUCAAGUGGGGGCCUAGGAAUAUGUAUUUAGAAAAAAAUCACUCUAAGCGAUGCUAAUAUACAGCAAAUUUGAGAAUCAUUGAAGAAUAUUUAAAUAAUCCCAAUUAUUAGGAAUAAAUACAAUUUGAGAUAGAAAUUUAUUAUUUCAUUUGUAGUUAUUUUGAAAAGCUAGAUACCCCAUGCUUUGUAUAAUUAUUUCUUCUGCAAGUUUUAAUUUCAGCUUUGGUUUCAAAUUUAUGAUCUACUUUUUGACUUUUGAUAGGUGUUCAAACUUUUUAGAGACAAAGUCAACCCUGAUAACCAUGAGGGAUGAAUAUUGCUCACUAUAGGGCUAUUAGGCAUACUAGAUACAUUAUACCAUUGCUAGUUACUGCCCAAGCUGUGCAGUAGAUCACAAUAUUUGCUGAUACUCACCACUGAAAUAUAAACUAGGUACACUUGGACAGAGAAGCAAAUAUCAGAUGUUAAAGAGACAGCUUUAUUUCUGAAUGCUUUGAUUUUUAUGUUAUAAAAUAUCACCAACUUGAUAUUUAGUAUGACACUUGGAUGUGUACAUUCAUCUAAAAAUGAUCUCCUAGCAAUAUCUUAUAACAGCCUUUCAAGCAAUAAUCUAAGCCAUGGUGGUGAUGCCAUAUGAAACUUGUACUUCUGUGCACUUCAUAGAACUUUUAGGGAAACAGAGACUUGUUUUAUAUAAGCAAUAAUAUAGCUGGUGUAGACUUUUAUAAGAUAUUCACCAUUCUACUAUAACAAAAUGAACAGCAAGUGAUGACUCAGAUGAAAACUACCUGAGCAGUUAACAUGCUUAAUCUCUUUCAGAAGUCCUUCAUUUUCACACAUGCUGUAACAUAAUUAAUAUACUCUGAUCAGAUUGUUUCUGAUGUAUAAUAUUAAUAACCUUCAAAUAUGGUUACUAUUCUUCUCAAAAGAUUUGUGUGUGUAAUGUUGACCAGAUUUUCACAUCUUUGUAGUAUUUAGAAAAUAGGAGUAUUUUAAGGAUGGAUAAAUGAGUAAAAGUAUAGUAUAGAUAGAUGAGUUGAUUGAGAAUGUAGGCUUUGCAAAAAUAUAGAUGCAUAUUGGGAUAAGUUAAUUAAUGCAGGUGUUGGUUUGGUAAGGUCUGAGGAGAUGAAAGAUUAAAGAUAAAAAGAACUAUUAUCACCAUUUUCUGCGAUGGCAGACGUUUAGUAAGUACAGUAAUAUUUUGGCUUCCAGAAUGUGAUUGGUUGAAAUUCAUCUGUAGAAUAAUUACAAAAAGUCUGAAAAUGAUUAAAUAGUUACAUUUGAAAUAAUCUGCCCUUCUUAGUCAUUUUGAUGAUAGCACUAAAGCUUCCCACUUUCAAAAUGAAUAAUUAAUAUUUUUAAUUUUAUUAAAAUAUAAUUUAAAUCAAAUGUGGCACAAUCAAUAUUCAGUCCUUUAAUAGUUAAAUUACUGCUCUAUCAUUUAAAAUCAUGUAUUAGGAUUACAGUUAAAAGUAUCUGAUAAAUUUAUGAUAUAAUGAGGAACUUCUAAUUAUCCAGUUAUUAUUUAGCAAAAUUGUUUAAGCUUAGGAUUCAUUCUUAAGCCUCUAAAUAGGAUUACAGCUCCUAUUAUUCCCUAGCUGGAUCAACUCUCUUCUAAACGUGAAUCUGAACACAACUGGAAUUAUGCAUGGGUUUGCUAGUAUUUACCUUAGCAGAAUUUAAAUUAGCUGCCUCCUACCCACAAUUUAUAAAAUUCCUCUACACAAAUUAAACAGAGUUGUUGAGUCACUGAGAAAAAUUUUCUCCACUUAAGAAAGCUUUUGGCAAUCAUCUUUUUGUAUAUUAUUGGAUGCUUAACCCUUUGUUCUUUUGAUAAUAAAUAAUAAAAUACUUAAUUUGAAUCCAUUAAAUUACAGUGUUUCUUUUCCAAGUUAAUUCAUCUAGUUGCUGAUCAGACAAUUCUUAAUAUUAGACAUAAGUACUGUUGCUUAUUGUUUGAAAGCAAAAAAGACAAGAAAAACAAAAUGGCAUGCAUAAGUAAUAGUUAUUUUCUAAUUCCUUUGAUAAAUAUUUUUAAAAAUAAAAGAGUUGCUUUAUAUCUAUUCUUCUGUGGACUUUUUGCUAGUUGGGGAUAAAUAAUAGAUUAGUUUUACUGUGGGCUAUUAAGUGUAAUUAAAUAAUAGGAUAGUAAUAUAUCAAUUGCGAUAAAAUCAGCAUUUUGGGAAAUUCCUUCUUCGCAUCACCUCACUUUUUUAAGGAUAAUUCUUGCCAUUUUUGCCUGGUAGUUAUACAUCAGACUUAGGGUGCAGGGACAGAUGAAGAGGGUAGAAUGGGCAGGAGCUUUAUAUGAGACUGAGCAAAAAGAUUUAACAUUUUUCUUCAUGAAAGUAUACAUACUCCUAAAGCAGAGGUAAUUUUCACAAUAAACACAUGUAGUUUAGUGAAAGCCAAAUGAUUUAUUUGGUUAUUCUUAUUUUAAAAAGAUAAGAGAAAAAAAUCCCUCACAAUCUAUUUUCAGUUUUCUUAGGCAGUAGCAACAGCCUCUGAGCAGGAGCACACAUCAGUGAAACUGGGAUUAGAAAUUCCAAAGCUAUAUAUAGAAAACUCUCUGAAAGUGGCAGAUAGAACUAGUCUUGGUUACAAUGAUGAAGGUAAAUGAAAGUGUCAGAACAUCUGGACUGAAGGAACAAAGAAGGCCAAAUACCAGGUCUGCCAUAUGUCACAAAAACACUGCUAAAAUUAGCACAAAAGAACACUAUGAGUGUUCAAGUGAUAUUAAAACAAACACUUUUUUUUUUCCUUUUAUAACAUGCCUGGGUGAGCUAAUAUUCAGUGAGAAUACAAUAUGAUUUGAUAAACCUUUUGUUGUUGUUCUGACUUUAUAAAAAGUUUAUCUUUCCCAAGUUGAAAAUUUUAAUUAGAGAAUGAGAAAUAUUUACUCUAUAUGCUAACAUCUGUAAAAUCACUUUUGGGGCCAUACUACAUUCUGUAUUAUUCUUCACAUUGCUCUCAAAUUGGGCUUUAGCUCUAAACAAAACAAGUGCUCAACUUUAGAGGAGCUAAAAGCUUUAUGAUACCAGACUAUCCUUCUUCAGGGAUUUUUCAGAGCAUUGGAACUGGAGAGUCACUUCCAAAGCAUUUGAUGGUGUUCUGCAGCAGAAAUGAAGAUAUUCUCCUGGUCUUUUAGAAAUAAAUGCUUAGGUAGCUUCUAAUCAUCAUGCAGAGAUUUUCAAUUAUGUAGCUAGUUAAUUCAAGUGGAGUCGUUUAGAACAGAAAUUUUGAAAGGAUGAUACAAAACUGAACAAUUUUUAAAACAGAAUUUUCAGAAAAAUAAUUUAGGACAAAAAUUUUCUGUCUUGAAAGUCAAAUUACUUUAUUUUUUUUAUUUUUGGCUGCCCUGCUUCCCAGGCCAGAGAUCAGAUCUGACCUACAUUUGUGGCAACACCAGAUUCUUAACCCAAUGUGCCAGGAAAAUAAUUUUAUUGAUGGAUUCUUUAAGGUUUUAUCCCCUGGAUAUAUCAAAAAAAUUUGUUUAAAAAAAUAAUGUCAAUUUUUUCUCUGUGUUUUUAUUUGUUGCAGAAAAUAUAGAAAAUGUCAUAAAUAAGACAGUUAUGAAUUUUGGCAUUGAGUCAUGGUUAGCAAAUUUGGCAACAAUUUUCUUAAAAUAAUAAACUAUUUUUAAUAAUUCUAAAGGUUAAAGAUAACUGUCAAAUAUACCCUAUUCACACUUGUCUACAUUAGAAUAUAGAUCAAACUUCUCAGAAUAAAGUCUAAGUGAAAGCUAAUUUAUCUUCAAAUCUUUUGAACAAGUAUAAAUAUCUCCACAUGUUUUCUUAUUAGCAAGAAACUAUGCAUUUCCAUAAUUGAGGUUAAUGAAACCUCAAUUUCUAGAACAAUUCUAUUUUUAUUUACUCCCAAGAAGCAUGGCCUUGUGGUCAAUAUCAUUUAUCUUCAAGGCCAGCAAGAAAGUAUGACUUUCUUCUGAGAUUGGGAUGAUCUUUAUCAAUAUAUUUGCCUAUAAUCACUUAAAAUUCAACCCCCCACUUUUUAAAGCUUUUGUUAGUUCAAAUCUCCAUAAUUAAAUUGUAGCAAAUCCCAUAUUGGAGUGCCAGAUUGUUUAACAUGAAAAACUUCCUUCUAAAUUGUAUUUGUGUAAGUUAUCAGGUUAAAAAUCAGAGCCUAGGCUUGACACAGAAUCUCAGAUAAACUGCUUUUGUAUUAUUUGACCAGAAAGUAUUGUCAAAAAGAUAUUAAUUCUUAUGCUAAAUCUCAUUCUAGCCAACAAGGUCCAGAUAAACUAGAUGACUGUAGUCUACAGUAAAUCAGGGAAUUUUUUUAAAAAUUCUUUUUGAUCUUGGUUGUACAAAAAUAAUUAUUAGUGAAUGGUAGCCAAAAUUAUUAUUCCUAUCUUUUAAAUUUGUUUCAAGUGUGUCAACAGGCACUUAUAAAAUCCAUUCCUUUUAUCUGUUUUAUGACUCAAUGACCUGAAAUAGUGAGUACCCAUUGCUUUUGCUUCUAAUGAAUAAAAAUCAUUAUAAAGUAAUCCUUAAAAAUACUUUUUUCCAUACAAAAUGCAAAUGAAUACCUGACUAAAGGAGGUAUCUCAUUUCAGAAGUAUGUAUGAAAUACUUUAGCUAGGUUCAACUAGACUUCAACAAAGAAAAAGAUAGGAGACCAACAAGGAAAUUGAAAAGAGCCAGAAAAAUCACACUUUGCCUACAUUAAGUUGUCUGUAGCCCAACCCUGUUAAACUAGAAGAAAGGCAAAAGUAGACUAACUUAUUAUAGAUUUUUAAACACAAUAUUCAUAUGUAGCAGAAUGCCAUAAAAUUCAGCAUGUUGAAACUUUGAUAAAAUGAAAAAGAAACUAAAGAAACAUGCUAAUAAGAAUAGAAAGAUUUAAAAGGACAAAAAUAACUUCCUACAUUACAUAUGCCCAUCAGUACAGAAUUUGUUUUCUAUUGGGAAAAUUUGUUACUAUGUCUUUAAUCAAUAUUUGCUUUAUGAUCUAAUUAUAUGUUAGCAUAUUUUUAUGCUAAUAAAAAACACAUAAGAUUCCACAUGUCAUGUGACUAUAAAUUGAAUAUCAAUACCAAUAGAGUUUGAUGUUAUUUCUGAAUAAGAUUAUUGAUGAAAUUAAAUGAAUGGGCUAUAUGUAUAGGUAUUAUGUGUAGUAAACUAAUUAGGCCCUUAAGUUUGUCAGCAUCCUUAGCUUCUCUUUUCCACCUCUCCCUUUCUCCUUCCCUCCUGUCCUUGCCUCCCUCUUUCCCUCCCUUCUUGCAUUCUUCUUUCCUUCCUUUUUUUUCUUUCAUUCUCUUAUGAAGUAUGUGAAAAAUAGUAUUUCAUUAUGGCUGAGGCUUCCUUUUUUCAUUCCCACAUGAUUGAAUGUUUUGUGGAUUCAUGAGAUAAGGAAAAAAGGUGAAUACUUAGAUAUAGAUCAUUUGGGCAUAGAAAUGACUGAGACAAUUGAGACCUUGGCUGCCGUAGAAUUGUUACCAAUUAAGAGAAACAUGAGUCUAAAAAAUAUGUUGCUAUUUUUUACUGCAUUUAAACAUGUUUUCAAGAGGUAUCAGAGUCAUCUUUUCUGGACAUUCUCCUAUUUUUUUUGGUCCCUAUAAACAUCUUAAUUGGGAGAAAUUCUCUUAUAUCCAAAUAGUAAUUUUUUCCUUGGGUACCACACUGCUAAGAUUAAAAUAGAGAAGAAGCUUCCUCUAUCUGUAGGGAAAUCACUUUCUAAAAACUACUUCCUAAUAAGGCAAAUACUACUUAAUUUUACUGUUUCUUUAUCUAGAGAUGACCAAAGCAUUGUCUUGCUUCCUGUAAACCCAUCUGUAACUCACUUUGGCAUAGCAUAGUGUUUUGGUUUCUUUUUUAAAGGUUUGAAAAUGUUUACUAUCAAUUUUAUGUCCACUAUAUUGAAAAAGCAAUAUACAAUGUAUUCCAUAUUUCCUAACUCUAUGCCUUUAGAUUUUAGCAUACAGAUAACUUUUGUAACCACAGUUUGGUGUAUUCACUAGAAUUAACAAAUUAAUAUGUUCUUAAGCACCAAAACAUAGGUUUGCUCAUUUUAUGAUACCUGUUUUAAGAAUCAGUCAUUUACAAAUCUCAAUCCAAAACCAUUUUUUUCAGGGAAAAUUCAGUUAUUUCCAGCAGGGUAUAUUGUUCAUCAGGGAAAAAUGGUAACAUAUCUUAUUUAAACAAGCAAUGGUGAGGAAGAACAUGUCCUUUCAUUUUAGGCACACUUACUAACUUUGAAAUCACAAUAAUUUAAACAAGUCUUGAACAAGAUUUAAAGAAUCUUUAAACUCUCAAACUGAAAAAUUUAUUAUUUUCAUUUUUUAUGUUAAUGUAUUAAUAUUACAUUCAAACUACUAAACAAGUUAUCUCCAUGACAUGUUUGUGUUCAUUAACAGAAAAUUAUAUAGAAAUAAUACUUUGUAUUUUUCUCUCUGGAAAGAUUUGCUUCAUUAAGUUAAAUACAUUUGAAUUUUGGUUCUUAUUUCUCAUUUGAAUUUCUUUGUCAUACAUCUCAGGGAUCUUCUAUGCUAACAGAUCAAGUAGUCAGUUAAAUGAAGGGAUAUGAAAAAUUCAGAAAAGUUAAAUUCAAAAGGAAAGAAUUUCUAUUUUAAUCAACCUUUAUUUAUUCCACACUGACAUUUACACUGAAACUGAAAAAAUAAGAAACAGCUUCCAUGUAAAUUGACAUCUAUGAAAAUACAAAUUACUUUCUCCCUGUGAUUUUUCAGUGUCAAGAAGGCCUUUGUCUUGAAAUGAUGGACAAUCUUAAUACUUUUUCAAAUGAAGAAAUAUAACCUUCCAUACCUUUACCAUUUUCUUUUGUUAAGGGAACUGUUUUUGAUAAUGAAUAUAAAAAAAGAAGAAAUAUGGUUGAGGAAAACAGAAGAAUUAAGAUGAAAUUUGAAUAGCUUUAAGCCACAUUCCAUUUUCUCCCUCUAUUUGGUCCCUCUUACUAAGUAAUAGCUAAAGCCCAGAUUGGCAAAUAUAAAAGACUAUUAAUCAUUGUCUCAUUUAAGAAUUUGGAGAUAAGCAAAGGUUACUCCAACUAUAUGGAAAUUGAUUCACAUUAUGAUGGCAGUUUACGACUACCAGGAAAUUCAGGUUAGGUUCAAAUUAAGAAAUUGCUCAUGGAGAGAAAGAUUUUCUGAUUUUCUUAGUGUAGAAUUAACAACUUUUUUCUUUAAAAAAAAUUCCUAAAAAUUUUGGCUUAAAAAAUUAUAAAAUUUUAUAACAGCCACCUGUAACUACACUAUAACUUUAGUAAUCAAGUGACAAAGCUGUCUCAAUAUGCUUUUAAAAUGUACCAAUUAAGUACAUUCCAGAAAUGAUGCAUAUCAUUCUUCAUUUCAAAGUCAACCUACCUGAAUUCUUACUCUUCAACUGUGAGUAUCCAUUUUGAACAACCAAAGAGUCUCAUUUCCCUAACAGUACUUUAGGUAAAAACUAAAACAAACUUGCCUGCUCAUUUCAAUGCAUAAGGUAAAUAGCCAGUGCUUUUCCAUAAUACAUUCCAGUACUAUGUAAUAAUAAAUAGAUUUCCCAAGCCACUUAAUAAAAACACACGGUUAUAAUGUUCAAGGCCUUCAUUCAUUUCCUCGCAUGGGAUAGGUUUUACUUAACCAGAUACCUGAAUUAUUUUAAUGUUUUGUCUAAUUCAUUUGUUGUAAUUUCAUAGGUUCAAAUUUUUGGUUUGGCUUGCAAUGUAAAUAAUAUUGUUCAUUUGCUAGUUUAGCAGAUUAUACUCUGUAAAUCAAUACUUUAAAAAAAUCUAGUUGUCACAAACUUAAAUUACGAUGUCAUCAAAUAACACCAGGAUAUAUACUAAUAUAUCUGUAGGGCAUGGUUAAAUUGAAUAUAUUUUGAAAUGUCUAGUAUUUUUUGUUUUUUAAAGAUGAAUGCAUCUCUUAAACCUGUACCAUUAAUUUUAAAAGUUCAAUUUGGUGUUUCAUAUUAUAUUUUAAGAUAUUUUUCUUUACCCAAUACUAUAAGUUUAGAGAAACAUUUUCUGAUUGAAAAGAUAACAUAUGCCUCAUUUCAAGAAUUUUAAGAAUACUAGUAUGUAUAAAAAUAUGUAAACACAUAUAAGAUUAUAAACUUCCAUUCUAUGUUUUGGCUUUUCAUGUAACACCACUUCUUACUCAUUUGAUUGUGCUUAUUUGUAAUUAUUCUAAAUCAUGCACGAUGUAAAUAGUGUGGUUCAUUAUGCAAAAUGUCGUUGUAUUUACAGACUGCAGAACAAGGUAAAUUUGUAAACUGAGUGAUAAAAACUUGGGUUUCUUAUAAAACAAAGUGGAAAUAACAGUUGUGUGUUAUAUUUAUGUAAUUCAUUACAAAACUGUUUAUGCCAUGCAUUUAUUUACCUUAUAAGACUAAACUGUCACUUAUAAAAUAUUUAAAUCAAUAAAUGAUACCAAAAAGGACACA